CCCCGGAGUGACAUCCACGCGCGCCUCGCCGCGAGCAGCAGGGCUGAGGCUCUGAUUCCGGGGGAGGCCGACUCCGCCCCGGCCGGAGGAGCUGGGUGUCCCAGCCCUCUCUCCCCUCGCGCCGGAACAUCAGUGUCAGGUUUUCUGAAACUUGAUUCUUUCUACUUGUCAAUACCAGGACUCACUUGGUUGUCCUAAGUGCAGAAACAACGCUUCAGAAAAAGAGCAUUAGAAAUCAAAUGCUGAAACAUGGCAUUUAAAAAGGCAGUGAAAGGGACUAUUCUAGCUGGAGGAGGUGCUCUUGCAACUGUUCUAGGUCUUUCUCAGUUCGCUCAUUACAGAAGGAAACAAAUGAGCCUGGCCUAUGUCGAAGCAGCAGAGUUCAUUUCAGAACCUGUUAACAGAGAGCCUCCUUCCAGAGAAGCUCAGCUGUUGACUUUGCAAAACACGUCUGAAUUCGAUGUCCUUGUUAUUGGAGGAGGAGCAACAGGAUGCGGCUGUGCACUAGAUGCUGUCACCAGAGGACUAAAAACAGCCCUUGUAGAAAGAGAUGAUUUCUCAUCAGGGACCAGCAGCAGAAGCACUAAAUUGAUCCAUGGUGGUGUGAGAUAUCUUCAGAAGGCUAUCAUGAAGUUGGAUAUUGAGCAGUAUAGGAUGGUGAAAGAAGCCCUUCACGAGCGUGCCAACCUACUAGAAAUUGCUCCCCAUUUAUCAGCUCCGUUGCCUAUAAUGCUUCCAAUUUAUAAGUGGUGGCAGUUACCUUACUACUGGGUGGGAAUCAAGCUGUAUGAUUUAGUAGCAGGAAGUAAUUGUCUGAAAAGCAGUUAUGUCCUCAGCAAAUCAAGAGCCCUGGAACAUUUCCCAAUGCUCCAGAAGGACAAACUGGUAGGAGCAAUUGUCUACUAUGAUGGACAGCACAACGAUGCACGGAUGAACCUUGCCAUUGCUCUCACUGCUGCCAGGUAUGGGGCUGCCACAGCUAAUUACAUGGAGGUCAUGAGCUUGCUGAAAAAGAAAGACGUGAGCGGCGCACGGUGCAAGGAUGUACUCACAGGGCAGGAAUUUGAUGUGAGAGCCAAAUGUGUUAUCAAUGCCACGGGACCUUUCACAGACACUGUGCGCAAAAUGGAUGAUAAGUGCGCCACAGCUAUCUGCCAGCCGAGUGCUGGUGUCCACAUUGUGAUGCCUGGUUAUUACAGCCCAGAAAGUAUGGGACUUCUUGACCCAGCUACCAGUGAUGGGCGAGUUAUUUUCUUCUUACCCUGGCAAAAAAUGACUAUAGCCGGUACUACUGACACUCCAACUGAUAUCACACAGCAUCCUAUUCCUUCGGAAGAAGAUAUCAACUUCAUUUUGAAUGAAGUGCGUAACUACCUGAGUUGUGAUGUUGAAGUGAGAAGAGGGGAUGUCCUGGCAGCAUGGAGUGGUAUUCGUCCCCUUGUUACAGAUCCCAAAUCUGCAGAUACUCAGUCCAUCUCCCGAAAUCAUGUUGUGGAUAUCAGUGAGAGCGGCCUUAUUACUAUAGCAGGUGGAAAGUGGACAACCUAUCGCUCUAUGGCAGAAGACACCAUAGAUGCUGCUAUCAAGUCUCAUAAUUUGAAAGCAGGACCAAGUAGAACAGUUGGGCUUUUCCUUCAAGGGGGCAAAGAUUGGAGCCCCACACUCUACAUUAGGCUUGUACAGGAUUAUGGACUUGAAAGUGAGGUGGCACAGCAUCUUGCCGCCACCUAUGGUGACAAGGCUUUUGAGGUGGCCAAAAUGGCAAGUGUGACUGGAAAAAGGUGGCCCAUUGUUGGAGUGCGUCUUGUGUCAGAAUUUCCAUACAUUGAAGCAGAGGUGAAAUAUGGGAUUAAGGAGUACGCCUGCACUGCGGUGGAUAUGAUUUCUCGUCGCACUCGCCUGGCCUUUCUAAAUGUCCAGGCAGCAGAGGAAGCCCUACCUAGGAUUGUUGAACUGAUGGGCAGAGAACUGAAUUGGGAUGAUAAUAAAAAAGAGGAAGAACUUGAAACAGCCAAGAAGUUCCUAUAUUAUGAAAUGGGCUAUAAAUCUCGAUCGGAGCAGUUAACAGAUCGCUCUGAAAUUAGCCUACUGCCUUCAGACAUCGACAGGUACAAGAAGAGAUUUCAUAAGUUUGAUGCAGACCAAAAGGGCUUUAUUACCAUUGUUGAUGUUCAGCGUGUGUUAGAGAGUAUCGGUGUUCAAAUGGAUGAAUAUACACUACAUGAAAUUCUGAAUGAGGUAGAUUUGAACAAAAAUGGACAAGUUGAACUCAAUGAAUUUUUGCAGCUGAUGAGUGCUAUUCAAAAAGGAAGGGUGUCUGGAAGCCGGCUGGCAAUACUAAUGAAAACGGCAGAAGAGAACCUGGACAGAAGAGUUCCCAUUCCCGUGGACCGAAGUUGUGGAGGAUUGUGAGUGCGAGCAGUAAAUCCUCAGCCAGCAAACAUAGGAACAACAAAUCAUCACGUAACAGCAGAGAUGACUUACCACACUCCAAAAUAGUGGAUAUGGAUAGCUGCUUUUUUUAACACUGGGAAGCAUUCCAAAGCUUUAGGAUGUUGAUUUAUACCCUUUAUUUGUAUUUGCCAUUCAAUCUAGCUUCUAAAAAGUGUAUUUUAUGUUUUUUCUCAUUUUUGAUGCGCCCUGACCAAAUGUUUUGUAUCCAUCUUGUGAUUUGUUAGACUGGACCUGCUCCCUUUUUGUGUGUUUAUUCACUUAUUCUAAUUCCGUUGUUGAGGCAGAAUAUUUGGGCUGAAAUCUAUAAAAGAAGCUGGAAAAAUUUAGUGACAUACACAAAGCUCUGGACAUGAAGCUUGCAGGUAGUAUUUGUUCUUAAAGGAAAUUGAACGGGGAGCGACGUAUUAAAACGAUAGUUUCUGGAGACCUCUCAGCCCCUUCUUCCUCUAGCUUCUCUCCCUUCUUCAUCUAAAUAGUAUUGUACAAUUUUAUAUCUAGAGCAUGAUUGACAAAAGUGGAGAGGGAAGAAAAAAUUUAGAUCUGGUUACAGGAGCAAGUCUCAAAGAGAAACUCUAAAAGCUUCUAGAAUCACAGGUAUAAGAUAAGGAUAGCAUUGACAUUUGCUGGGCGUUACAGUGAUAGUUUCAUCUCAGAAAUUCCUUUUUUUCCCCCAGUCACUGCUGGUUUUUCUUUGACUAUUAUAGUUGCCAGGAAGAUUCUUGCUUUUCUUACUUUAAAACCAGUAUUUCAGUAGUAAGUUGGAUGUAAUGGGAUGAGACUAAAUUUCUCAAAUUUUUACAGUAGUAAUAGAUUUAAGGGUUAAAAACCUAUGCUUAUAUAUCUACAUAUGAUAGCACAAUUUUCAAUACCCAAAUCCUAAAUCUUAGGGUAUGUGAUAUUGUCAAACAUGGCCUACUUUGCUUAGUUUCUUGCAUCAUUCUGGGAGUAGUAUUUGUAAACAGAUUGUAAUAAGGAUAAGCUUUUAUUAAUAAGAAAUAGCCUUUAAGUAACUUUACUUAUAAUUAUUUGUAAAAAGGCACAACACUGCAAUAUUCAAGGUUUUUUUUUGUUGUUGUUGUUGCUUAAAUCUUCUCUCAUUCUGUACUCAGUAAGUUCUCAGUCAGCCAAAAAGAAAAAGAAAAAAAAUAAAGUAAAACCACGCACAACAUGCAUAACACAAAACAGAGACAAAUCAGUCUUUAUUGAAUUUAACAAAUAAUGUAUUGAAUUUAAAGGGCCAAUUUGGUAUGCUUUUGCAAUAUUUUGGUGGCAUUUGAGCCAAUCAUUUGAGUAUUUAUUUAUUCAUUGUGCUUUCUCUUGUGAAGUUAACUACCUACUUUUUGUUUCUUAAGAUCAGGUUGUGCAUAUUAUAGGAAAUCUAAUCCUUUAUUUAAUGUCAGGUUUUGAUUACACAGACUUAAGGUCUUAGUUUUUUAAACUGGCACAUAAAACACUUUUGUGCUAUUAUUCCUAUUUAUGUCAACAUUGUGGAAUAUCUUAAUGCCUCAUUCUAGUGGGGUAUGAGCCUGUAUGUCAUAAUAGAACAUUGGAAAUUCACUCACCUAAGCCUCCACCCUCACCUCCGAAACAAAUAGUUAAGAUAGUAUCUUAACUCAUUUUGUUUUUAGAGGAUGUUUAGACUUUGUCACUUCCUAAAAGAAAACCUAAAACAAAGCAAGUGUUGCUUCCAGGUACUACUGUGAACUUUUUCUUUCAAGGUGUGAAUUUUUUUUACACUGGCUUUUAUUUUAUUUUUUUAAAUAAUGGAAGUAUUUGGCUUUGCAAUUUAGUGUUAUCUAACAAGACAAUAAAUUUCACUGUUUAGACUCCAGGGACACUUAAUAGGUAGAACUGUCCUUUAAAACAUUGCAGAUGAUGUACCACAAUAUUCUACAUUUGUGCUCUCUCUCUCUCUCUCUUUUUUUUUUUUCCCUAGUUAGAUGAAGAUAAGGAUGACUUGUAUCCACCUUGAAUCCAUUACAGUAGGGACCUGGCUUUGUAACCUGACCGGCCUGGGCACAGCUGUAUUUGUAACACAGGCCUUGUUUGUGCACGCUUUGCCGUGAGUGAAGUUCCUUUAAGGACAACGAAAAGCACACUUUUUUUCUUUUGAGCAUAUCUGCUUUUGCUUAAAAUUUGCUAAUUCUAAAACAUUCACUCCUUCACCAAUCCCAGAGACUUGUCUUGGAAAUGAGCUGGUUCCAAGUCUUUACUGUGAAUAAAGCACCCCCGCAUUUUUGUAUAAGUUGUUAAUUAAACCUGUACUGCUUCUUUACCUGAUUUCAAAAAAGGAGAAAAGAAAUGUAGGGGUAAACUCUUUCAAAACCUCUUUCAAAAGAAUUUUUUUCAUUUUCAUAUAAAUGUGAUGUUAGAUGACUCUGUUGGGGGUGGAGGUGGGGCAUGCAGAGAUUAUCUUUUAUCAUCAAGUGAUUUCUUUCAAGCCUUUAAGGGGAUUCAGGUGAAGGAAUCCCCAUCCAUGGUGAAGAGCUGGAUGUUCCUUUAAAUAGCCCCUACGACAGUCAUAACAAUAGUGAUAAUGCUGGAUUAUUUGUUAAGCCAAGGUUGCCUGCCUCAUAUCCAUCAUGCUGUUUGUAAUAUUCUUGCUUUUAAUCAGUUUAUACUGAGUCUAACUUUAGGAUUUACGCUAUUAAAUGCAUGCUGCCUAUUCUGCUUUAGUUUCUAGCUUUUUUUUUUUCUUUUGGUCUUUUUCAAAUUUGUAGUUUACUCUUUUAUACAACAAAAAUUUCAUUCUGACUUUUACUAAACAUACUGUGAGAAUGAUCAUUGAUCUUAUUUCCUUUUUUAUGUAUUUGUAGAGAUUUCCAGUGUAUGAAUGUAAUAAUGUCGAUGUCAACAACACGAUGACUUGCACUGUUUUUACAUUAUGUCAACGCUUUUUAGGGAAUAAAAAAGCCCUAUUGUAUUUUUAAAGAAUAUCAAGUAUAACCAUAGUACUAGAGUGGAUGUACACACAGCAUGUUUUCAUAUGUGGCACUUUUAUGUAUCCUGUUGGGUUAUUGUUCUAGAUUGGACUGUUAAAUACUAUAUUUGAGGCUGGGUUGUCAUUUUUAUAACUGUCUGGGUGUUUUAUUGCCAUUAUUUAUUACUUUUGAUACACAGAAUGAGCUGCAUGCAUUUAUAGAGCAAUGAGAGAAUGUAUUUAAUGUGCCUUGUUUUUAACUGAAUAAGAACCGAAAGCAUGAAUCAAUAAAACUGAUUAAAAUGGUCUA
Molecule: messenger RNA, 5684 nt
Organism: Pteropus alecto (black flying fox)
Lineage: Eukaryota; Metazoa; Chordata; Mammalia; Chiroptera; Pteropodidae
Gene: GPD2
Product: glycerol-3-phosphate dehydrogenase 2
Biological process (GO): glycerol-3-phosphate metabolic process
Cellular component (GO): glycerol-3-phosphate dehydrogenase (FAD) complex; mitochondrion
Molecular function (GO): glycerol-3-phosphate dehydrogenase (quinone) activity; calcium ion binding
Source: RefSeq, a predicted model, not a curated record